Molecule: messenger RNA, 784 nt
Organism: Theobroma cacao (cacao)
Lineage: Eukaryota; Viridiplantae; Streptophyta; Magnoliopsida; Malvales; Malvaceae
Product: cypmaclein-like
Source: RefSeq, a predicted model, not a curated record
UAUGGCCAAAUAGUUAAUAGUUACAAUUCCUCCACUUUUAUUACUAGGGAAACCCGAUUUAUACGUACUAAUCGCUAUUUCUUGAGUCAUUACCUCCAAAAAAUCUCUAGGGUAGAAGUUUUAAGUUUCUAAGAACUCUGUGAUCCAUAUUCAACAUCAUGUCCAAACGUUACAGCUCUAGCCUCUAUAUAUAUAAGUUUCUAUAUAUAUAUAUAUAACCCUACAGCUUGGAUCUUGGAAGGAACCAAAUUGGGAGAAAUACAAGGGAAAGAAGCAAAGAGGAACAACAAAAAAGAAAAAUCCUUCUAACAAGUUUGGGAAUGGCCAGCUCCAAGACAAUACUUGUAGUUGCUGUUCUUUGUCUUCUCUUAAUAUCUGAGGUGGGGAUCAUGGUUGCAGCUGAAAGACAAGAUUGCCAGACCAAGUGUGCCUUCAGGUGCAGCAAGUCAUGGAAGCCCAAGAUGUGCCAUAAAACAUGCAACACUGGCUGCCAAAGGUGCAAUGAUGGGUGCGUGCCUCCAGGCCCUACUGCUAACAGGGAUGUCUGCCCUUGCUAUGCACAGAUGAAGACCCAUGGAAAUAGAUACCAAUGCCCUUGAGCUUCAAACAAAAUUAUUUCUAUAUAUAUUAAUGCAACCAGCUCUCAAGGGAUUUGAUGUUGGUCAUUAGGAGAGAUCAUGGACCUAACAUUUUUAAGUUAAGUUUAGAAAUUUAUUAAAAAUGAUAGAUUUAAUUAGCUAAUUACAUUGAGAUAGUCGUUUCUGUUUGUUACCACAAUGUGAUU